Molecule: messenger RNA, 2454 nt
Organism: Aspergillus tubingensis
Lineage: Eukaryota; Fungi; Ascomycota; Eurotiomycetes; Eurotiales; Aspergillaceae
Product: glycosyl hydrolase family 79 C-terminal domain-containing protein
Exons: 8
Coding region: 1-2454 (817 amino acids)
Source: RefSeq, a predicted model, not a curated record
AUGCCUUCUCUUGCAAGCAUCAUCACUUUUGUAAUUUUUAUUCCAUUUGCAGUAUCUGAUCUAUCCGUUAAGCUUAAUGUUACCCGCGAAAUAAAGCUUUCUCCGCCGGCUAGCCCUAGGCCUGGGAAGCAGAUUGUGGAUGCAGCAUAUCAAUCAUUUUCCAUCGAGUUUUCGUUCAUGGCAGAUUAUGCCGGAAAUGAUACGCAAGUGAUUCAAAACUUGUACGACAUAUCGGGCGCAUAUCCGAUCUUCCGUGUGGGCGGCAGCACCCAAAGCUCUGCCAUAUAUUAUCCGAAUCAAACCGAAGCUAUAAUCGACCCAUUUAGCUCUGUCGCUUCUGACCAGCCAUCGCAUACGCUCGUUGGCCCUUCUUGGUUUCAAUCUUUCAGACAAUUUCCCAGUGGCACCCAAUACAUAUAUGGCCUCAAUUUCUUCAAUACGGUAAACGAGACAUAUUACAAUAUUGGGAAUGGCCUUGAUCAAUGUGUACUCGAGGCAAACGCUGCCUACGAGACCAUGGGCAACUCAUUAUAUGCGUUCGAGAUUGGAAAUGAGGUAGAUAGCUGGGGAAAUGGUAAGCAUAGAGACGGGAAUUGGACGGUCCAACGCUACGUGAACCAAUGGAACGAAUUUGCGUCGGCUAUCAGUCGGAACUUGACUGGUAAGGACGCAACGAGAUUGUUCCAAGGAUGUGCAUUUGAGGCACCUCGCCAUCUCGACGAAAGGACGGACUGGAAUGUUGAAAAUGCGGAGCUAGAUGGUAUGGGCCCAGACAAGACAAAGACGGUUUCUGACCACGAGUAUAUGGGUGCUAACUGCCACUAUACGGGUGCUGGGCCAACAAUCGAAGACACCCUUUUCGAUCGCACCAACAUGCUCUCUCGUGUUUGGUACCAUGACUAUCUGGGCAAUGCGACAGCGAGUUCAGGUAUCAAAUAUGUUAUCGGUGAGACCAACUCUAUUUCUUGCCAGGGCGCGUUCAAUAUCUCAGAUGUUAUGGCAUCUGCUGUUUGGGCCAUCGACUAUGUCAUGUAUCUUUCUUCACUCAAGGUAUCCCGUGUUCAUUUUCACAUGGGAACACGCUAUCGCUACUCACCCUGGCAGCCUAUCCUCUACAACGACAGUGCUCCUCACGUCAACCCAAUGUACUAUGGGAAUCUUUUCAACGCUGCUGUGUUUGCAGGCGGGAACAAGCAGACGGAAGUUCUUGUCAACGAAACGAACUUCGGUGCAUAUGCGGUCUACAAAGCGGGAAGUCUUGAUGCUAUUGUGGCGGUCAAUCUCAACAUCUGGAACUCAACAUCUGAUCCUGUCGCUAGGCCUUACACAGAGCUAGCCCUUACAGAUGAGUGGGAAGAUGCAAAGGUUUCUAGGCUGACAAGUCCUGGUGUGGAUAUCGCUGAUAAUAUUACAUUUGCUGGCCAAUAUGUUGAUGAGAAUGCCCGGAUUGUUGGACCAAAGACAUAUGAUACAGUGACUGAUGGCAAGGUCCUACUCCUCAUUUCGACUUCAACAAAUCGACAGCAGAAUGCCCAUCACCUCCUCCCUCCUAAAAUGGAGGAACUGCUGACUCCCUUUCUACAAUAUACAGAAAAGGACCGUCGGUCUGACGCGCCUGCUUUUUCGCUCGCUCUUCACGGUCCAGAAAGACUGUCACGCACAUCCCCAUACCUGUUUCAUGUGACCCUACAGCGGGUGGAUGAAGUUAGCGAUUACUGUGUCUUUGCAUGGUACCCGCAGACCCAUGGCUUUGCUACCUCAGACGGGUUUAUUCUCCUUCAACGUACCGCACAGGGCGGGCUGCACCAAGUCAAUCUCCCCGAGUAUACUAUACUCCCUCAACUAGAACAUGGGCACUUCUCCCCUUACAAUAUUCAUAAGCCCGGUAAUGUCAAGCAAUUUUACGAUGCUAUCCCCGACCGUCUUAUCCCAUACCUACAGACAGGCGAGCGAUAUGUACUCCUCUGCCCAGGUCAACAAUAUGACUCAUGGAAUUGGACCGAUAAAGCAGAAAAUUCUAAACUCGUCUUGCCAGGCGGGCCCUUUUUAUCCUUCAUAGUCGAGGACAAUGAGACCAUGCCGAUUAUGCCGACGUUGAUCUGCGGAGCGAAAGAAUGCUGUCCUACUCUGAUUGCAAAAGUCGAAUGUUGCCCUCAAGGCCAGGUGGCUUUACAGGAUGACCUCGUGCUUGCGACCCUUCAUGUGACAUACGUGCCAACAAGUGGUAGCGGUGGUAGGCCGUUUACUUUCAACACGGCAGGAUUGACCGUCGAGCUCUGGGUUUGGCGGGAUCGGUGGGUCAACCUGGAAGGGUUCGUCUGCGGCGGAGGAUGGGCAUUUGUCGAUGACCCAGAUAUGCAAGUCUCGCCAGGCCGUGAUAAUGGCUUUGCCAGUUUGCGGAACGUGGUCCGAGGUCUUGCGGCUUCACUUGCUCACGGACAUGGAGAGCAAUGA